Linepithema humile (Argentine ant) is the source of this 2338-nucleotide messenger RNA. RefSeq names its product sodium-coupled monocarboxylate transporter 1-like. Gene Ontology annotation, molecular function: symporter activity. Lineage: Eukaryota; Metazoa; Arthropoda; Insecta; Hymenoptera; Formicidae. The record is from RefSeq and is a predicted model, not a curated record. Gene Ontology annotation, biological process: sodium ion transport; transmembrane transport. Gene Ontology annotation, cellular component: membrane.
AUAUCGCGAAUCGCAUUCGCCAUUUGGUCUUCAUAGGCAAAGGAUCGAUCGUCGAUUCGCUCGACCAAGUCACGAAGGAAGUAACGAUGGAGGAUCCUCUUACAACCGCCAGCAUUUUAUUAGACACAACGGAGAAUCUCGAUCGCUUCACGUUCGGAUGGCUCGAUUACACGCUUUUCGGCCUGCUGCUGCUGGUCAGCGUCUUCAUCGGCGUAUACUUCGGCUUCUUCAGCAAGCAGGAUAACACGACGGAGUAUCUCUUGGGCGGCAAACGAAUGGGAUGCUUCCCAGUCGCGAUGAGUAUCAUCGCUAGCCACAUCUCGGGCAUCACCCUGCUCGGUAUACCCACAGAGGUCUUUCAUCAUGGGACACAGUACACCGCGUGCGUGAUCACGGCGAGCGUCACCGCCGUGGUCACCUGCUACGUGUUCCUGCCUGUGUUCUACAAACUGCAAUUGACCAGCACCUUCGAGUACUUGGAGGUCAGGUUCGCCAGGCCGGUCAGGAUCCUCUGCUCGGUGCUGUUCACCAUCUCACUCUUCACGUUCCUGCCCAUCGUCAUCUACGUGCCCGCGCUCGCUUUCGGACAAGUCAGCCAACUGAGCGUUCACACGAUAACACCGAUCCUCUGCAUCGUGUGCAUUAUUUAUACUAGCAUUGGUGGCCUGAAAGCAGUGGUGUGGACGGACACCAUACAAUUUUCUGUGACUGUUGGUGGACUUUUUACGAUUCUCGUGCUGGGAACAUUGUCUAUCGGCAGCGUGGGGGAAGUAUGGAGGAUUUCCGGCGAGGGCGGUCGUCUUAUCUUCUUCGACAUGGACCCGAGUCCGUUCUCGAGGAACACCUUUUGGGGUAUGAGCAUAGGUAUGACAGUUACAUGGCUUGGACAUCUCGGUAUUCAUCCGGGUGUGGUGCAGCGAUUCCUGUCGGUGCCUAGAGAGAUCGACGCCAAACACAGCACCGCGAUUACUGCGGUAGGAAUGAUUAUCGUUAAGUUGAUCUGUGUGUUCACUGGAUUGAUCAUGUUCGCCAAAUAUUACGACUGCGAUCCUUUUCUAACUAAGGUGAUAAGCCGCACCGAUCAGACUCUACCAUACUACGUGAUGGACGUUGCUGGACACCUGCCAGGACUUCCGGGAUUGUUUCUGGCGGGUCUGGUGAGCGCCGCGCUUGCAACCAUGAGCGCUAGUUUGAACACAGUUUCCGGUACCAUUUACGAAGAUUUUGUGCGUCCGUGGAUGCCGGACGGUCCCAAGAAGGAAGCGACAGCUACUACCGUUAUGAAGAUCAUCGUCGUGAUAACCGGCGCGAUCUCGGUCGGUCUGGUGUUCCUGGUCGAGCGACUAGGCCCGGUCUUUCAGAUAGCUGUGAGUACGCGUGGCAUAACCGACGGGCCCCUGCUAGGUCUUUUCGUGAUGGGGAUGAUGGUGCCUUGGGCAAACACAAAGGGCGUGCUGGUGGGCGGCUAUACCAGUCUUAUGUGUAUGUUCUGGCUCGUGGGUGGCACGCAGUGGUAUACCAUGCAGGGCAAGAUCAAGCACAGCUCCCUGCCUACAUCGGUGGACGGUUGUCCGUACCCUUGGAACGAAACUCUGUCGAGCACAACGGCAAUCCCCACCUCGACGAUCUCCGAUGAGGAGCCGAUGACGUUGUUUCGAAUAUCCUUUAUAUACUACACGAUGAUAGGAGCUGUAAUCGUCAUUGUCGUCGGCACCAUCGCGAGUUAUUUCUUUGGCAUGGAUCUGGAGAACGUAGAUCCGGAUCACAUCUCGCCGAUGAUGAGAAGGUUUCUCCCGCCACGGAAAUACGUCGAGGUCUCAUUGAGAGAAGUACCGCCGUCGCACGAUGCUGCCGGAUUGGAGAAAACCAAGUGAUCGGUAGUCCUGCCAGUCUCAGCAACUCGCGACUCGCGAUCGAUUCAGUGGGAACGUGCUCGACCUAAGGAAUCCUCGGUGGGCCGAACGACUGCAGCGUGUCGCCCCGAGUCGCCGGCGUUUCCGAAUCAUCUGACAGCCGGCUGCAACAAACAAGGGUAUUCCUUAUUGAUUAAUAGACGCAUGCGCUAGCUGUCCCAGUGGCACACACGCUGGAAUCGCGGUUGUUUUCGAUCUCUCAGUACCGUUUCCCCAGCGUCCGCGGAAGUAUCUCUCCUAUGUUUCCCCGCUCGGAAAAGCGACGUCGGGCGCCGGCAAAAGCGUUUCUCGAUCGUAUUUCAGCGUAGAAAGAAUCGUCAAAUUCAACUCAGCUUUGAGGAAGGAUGUAGCUGAUUAUUUUUAAAUAAAAGAUUUGUUGAUCUUUGAGACAAUCUAAUAAUAAAUCGACAAAUUUAAGAGAGAGA